This is a messenger RNA of Miscanthus lutarioriparius, 1491 nucleotides long. Lineage: Eukaryota; Viridiplantae; Streptophyta; Magnoliopsida; Poales; Poaceae. The record is from the annotation of a GenBank genome assembly.
AUGCUCGCGGCGCGCCAGCUCGCCGCCGCCGGUGGUAGGCUGUUCUCCGCGGCGGCGUCCUCCGCUUCCGCCCGAGGGGGUCACGCGGGCGGCGCGGCGGGGAGUGGGGACACGCUGGGGAAGCGCCUGCUGAAGCUCAUCUACCCGAAGCGGAGCGCGGUGGUGGUGCUGCGGCAAUGGGCGAAGGAGGGCCGCACCGUGCAGAAGUACCAGCUCAACCGCGUCGUCGGGGAGAUUCGGAAGUACGGCCGCUUCAAGCACGCCCUGGAGAUCUACGAGUGGAUCCGAACCCAGCCGGAGAUGCGGCUGCUGCUGGGGGACCACGCAGUGCACGUCGACCUCGUCACUAAGGUCCGGGGACUCGCCAGCGCCGUCAAGUUCUUCAAGGACAUGCCGGAGCACGCUAAGGGUCCGUCCACCUGCAACGCGCUGCUGCACGCGUACGUGCAGCACGACGCGAGAGAGAAGGCCGAGGCCAUGAUGGCGGAGAUGGUCCGUGUGGGGUACCUCACCUACGCGCUGCCCUUCAACCACAUGAUGUCGCUGUACAUGGCGAGCGGCGAGCUCGAGCGGGUGCCAGAAAUGAUCAAGGAGCUAAGGAGGUACACGGUCCCUGACCUCGUCACCUACAACAUAUGGCUGACGUACUGCUCCAAGAAGAACAGCGUGAAGAGCGCCGAGAAGGUGUUUGGUCUGAUGAAGGAUGACAGGGUGGUUCCUGAUUGGAUGACCUUCAGCUUGCUCGGUAGCAUUUAUAUCAAUGCUGGACUCCAUGUCGAGGGCCGGAAUGCGUUGGUGGAGAUGGAGAAGAGGGCCUCCAGGAAGGAGCGAGCCACAUACUCAUCGCUCCUCACCCUGUAUGCAAGCUUGUCAGAUAGAGGGAACUUGGACAGGGUAUGGAAUAAGAUGAGGGAAACCUUCAGGAAGUUCAGCGACACAGAGUACAAGUGCAUGCUCACUUCCCUCACGAGGGAAUGGGAAUCAGCGUCGGGAACACAUGAUUCAAGGAUCCCAAACACGAUCCUUUCAUAUUACAUCAAGAAUGGCAUGAUCGAGAAGGCGGAGAGCUUUCUUGGCGACAUUGUGGAGAAAGGAGUCAAGCCCAGCUAUAGCACAUGGGAGUUAUUCGUCUGGGGUUAUCUCGGCGACAACAAUACGGACAAAGUCCUUGAGUGCCUGAAGAAGGCCCUGUCAAGCUUGGAGAAAUGGGAGCCGAACCAUGAGCUCGCCACUGCGAUCUUUUCUCAGAUCGAGAAGACAGGUGACAUUGAAGCUGCAGAGAAGCUCCUAGUCAUGUUCCGGGAUGCAGGGUAUGUUACCACUGAGAUGUACAACUCGGUCUUGCGCACUUAUGCAGAGGCCAAGCUCAUGCCUCUGAUAGUCGAGGAACGAAUGGAGCAGGAUAAGGUGGCCGUGGAUGUGGAAACCAGAAGAUUGUUGAGGUUGACCAGCAAAUAUCCAAUCGGUGAGGUUUCAACAUUGAUGUCUUGA